AUGUCUAACACCAUCUAUUCUUUAUAAGAUUUUAGAAACUUAGAUGUUAAUAGCAUGAUCUAAGCAUAUGAUUAUGGCCUGUAACAUAUUAAUGAACUCUAAAUUUAAAUUGAGCAAUUAGAGAAAAGUGCAAUUGAUAUUAUAGUUGAAAAAGAUUAGAUGAUAGAACAAUUAGAAUUACAAUUGCAACACUCUUCCAGAAGACCCAGUCUAAACAAUCAAGAAGAAGUGAGUCAAUAUAAGAAGUAACUAAUUUUAGUUCAUUCUAGUCAUAUUUAGGAAUUGUAAACUAGAUUGGAACAUCUGUAAACCAAACACUAUGAUUAAUUGUAAGAAUAAGAAAAGGUGUGGAACUAAUAUUUAUUAGAUCAAAUAGCUUAGAAUGAAUUUACAGUGGAUUAAAAAUUAAAGAGUCAUUUAGAAUAGAUAUUUAUCUUAGAAGAUAAAAUAAAUAAGCUAGAGAAUGAAGUAAAACAUUCAUUUUAAGGUAGUUAGAAAUUAAGGAAAACAUGCACAUCUCUUUAAUAAAUUAAAAUAAACAAUUUAAAGAAAGCAAUUCCAAAUUGGAAGAAAUUCAAAUUACCUAAAAUAGAUAAAUACUUAGAUUACAAAUAGAAAUUGAGUAACUAUAAUCUAACAAUUGCAAAGAUAAAAAUCAAUUUUUAGAGUAAAUUAAUGUAAAAAUUUUUCAUUAAUUAUAAUAGAAUACUAAUUAAGAACUUUAAGAAUUGUAAUAUCAGACUUCUUCAUUCAAAAUCCAAAAUUAGAAACUAAAUAAUCAAAAUAAGAUCUACACUAAUACGAUCAAUGAGUUGAUGGUCAAGAAAGCAGAAUUAGAAUUGCUUAUUUAGACAUAAAAGUAUGAGAAAUAAGAAUCAAUUGGGAAUGGGAAAACAGGAGCAUUCUCUUCAAUUGAUUAAUAAGGAGACUAUCAUUAUAUUAGAGAAGACAUCAACACAACAGCAUUUGAUAUCAAUGAAGAUGAUGUAAAGUAAGAGUUGGCAUCUUUCCAAUUUGAUGAGAACAAUGUUAAUUUUAAUCAUUUAAAAAAAAGUCAUUCUAAUUAUUCUUUUCAUUCAGAGAAAAAAGAUCCUACUGAAUUGGAAAAUCAUCUCAAAAAUUCAAUAAAAAUAAUUAAGUAAUUAAAUGCUCAUGUGCAAUUACUAACUUAACAAAUAAAAAUGUAGAAAAGAUAAAACUUAAAUUACAAAAACGCAAAGGAAUACUUAAAUAUUAUGGAGUAGAACUACAAAAAUUCAGUCUCAUUGAAAUAAGAGUAAAUGAAGACUUUAGAAGACAAGUUAACAAUAUAAAAUUAAGAAAUAGUGUAUUUAAAACAAAAAGUAAAAUAGUAUACUCAAAAACUCAUAAAAUAUAACAGAAGAUUAAUCAAUAACAAUAACCAAAGCAAAUGA
Molecule: messenger RNA, 1415 nt
Organism: Paramecium octaurelia
Lineage: Eukaryota; Ciliophora; Oligohymenophorea; Peniculida; Parameciidae
Source: the annotation of a GenBank genome assembly